Messenger RNA from Eriocheir sinensis (Chinese mitten crab), 7206 nucleotides. RefSeq lists its product as uncharacterized. Bases 1198 to 6063 code for a protein of 1621 amino acids. The transcript is spliced from 6 exons. The record is from RefSeq and is a predicted model, not a curated record. Lineage: Eukaryota; Metazoa; Arthropoda; Malacostraca; Decapoda; Varunidae.
UGGCAAUAGUUAGAUAGCUGUUAUUGGCCGGCUGGAAGACGAGGGGCGGGGCGAAGGACUGGACGUGGCGGCGGUGGGGGAGGCGGUGCUGGAAGGUGGGUGGAGGUGGAGGAGGGUACGGGCCAGGUAGAGGCAGUGGGGGAAAAGUAGUGGUACCAGUGGUGUCCAAGGCAGAAAAACGACCACUCCUACCUUCCCCCAACGCCACGCAACCCCCUCCCCACACACACACACACACACACACACAGCGGCAGCCUCCCUCACCCUCACUCCUCAGGUCCAGUCAGUGUUACAUCUGAGGGCGGGGUGAAUAGACGGGCAGGCAGGCGGUGCGGUUGGUGACUGGGCGGAGUGCACGCACGGAACUAAAAGAGCACUUGAGUCACCCGAAGAAUCUUCUUGCGGAUGCUUCAGUGUCUUGCCGCGGGGUUCCUAAGAGCGAGAGGUUAGACCUCAGCGGUUUCUCAAUUCACUCUCACUCUCUCCGACUUUACCUAGCAUAAAAAAGAACACGAAUUUAUUGUUACUUUAGCCGUUCUUUAACAUACGGAUAUCGCAUUUCCUCUGGACUUAUGUCUCUGAUGAACCAAAUGUGUCUUGAACUCCUUUAGAAAUAAUGAAGAAACUGAACUAAGGAGAGAGAAAGAAACGAAAACAUUGAACUCUUCUUGAACUCUUAACAUACACAGACACACGCACAUCCGCUGCUAUAAAGAAACUCAUUUAUCGAACUUUCCACUGGGUGACUUUUGGGGUGACAUGAAGCAGUGAAGUGUUGCAGACGUUAAUGCAACACCUGAGAACACCUGUCCGUCACGCAGGUAGUGAUUGACGAAGGUGUGAGGUGUGCCAUCCAUGUGUGUUAACGUUUCUGUGUAAGUGUGUGUGUGUCUGUGUGUGAGGGAGUGGGAGGACUCGAACCAAGGAGGGAGAAACACCGAUCUGUGAGGUGUUCCUAAUCACACCCGAAGAAAAAAAAAGGGGAAAUAAAAAGGAAAGGAAGAGGAAGGAGGAAGGAAGGCUUAGAUGAAUAGCUAUGAUGAAGAAAAAACCUAAGGAGAUGCAUUUUUUGCCACACGACUAGAAGGGAAGGAAGGAAGAGAAAUCGAUACACGAACUUACGAAUGAUGGUUAGUGGAGCGAAAUGCCCUAACCACUACUACCACAACUACUACCACUAAUGCCCCAUCCACAGCCAUGCCUGAAUCCAACUGCCACCUUUGCCACAUUCACGACCACACUCCCUCCAACACACUUCUCAGAACCCAUCCCUUAAGGGUCUCCAGAACCAACCACACCACCACCGCACUACCAUCCACCUCCACCACACUCCCUCACCACCACCACCAUGGGAGAUCAGCACGAGGGAGUGGGAGUAACUUAGCCAACCUUAGCGACAGAACGAACUCCCUCCCUGGCAGCCGCAGCAACACCCUCUCGCACACUCCACAAGUCUCCAUAGCCCCUGAUGGUGAUAGGGUUGGCACACACAGACGGCAUCACCAUUCCCGUCAUCACCACCGUCACCAUCACCACAGCCGCCACUCCGAUGACUCCAGGCACGGGUCUACUAACUCCAGAGAUGACUUGAGUGGGGUCUUGGCUGCCCUGAUGGAGACCAGUCGCUCCCCCAGUGCAGCCAGUAACCGUGCUAGUAGUGGGCACCGAGAACCUGACCUCCUCACCGCCCUUCCACCGGUCGCCCACACCAGCAAGGGCAGCACAUUAACAAGGGAAACAAGGGAGGGAGAGCGGCGCCCCAGCAACAGCACGCUGGCGCAGGACACGGAGCAGGACUACUACCUCCAUGUGCACCGCCAGGCCUUCAAGGAGGAGGCGCGGCGACAACGCUUCAACCUGCAGACCGUCAUGCUCAUAGGCUGCUACACGCUGCUGUUCGUGGUGGCCAUCAUCGUGGGUGUGGUGCUGUGUCAGCAGAACGGCUGGCUGGGCCUGGGUACACCUGACCCCCCGCCACCCCUCAGCGAUAACCCUGACUUCCGGCCGUCCCAGGCACGGGAGCUAGACAGAACCGGGCGUGGCCGCGGCUCCAGGAACAGGGGCGCGCGUCUCCCCGGCCCCACUAUAGACUACGACUAUCCCGACGACGGGCCGCCCCCCAGGAUCAGCGCCGGGCCAAUCCUCCCCUCCGGUGAGAACGACCCCCUUCGCUCCCUCAACUUUGGCCCCGACGACCUGGCAGCAGCCGAAGCAGGGCAUGGGGUGGGGGGCCGAGCCCCUCCCCUGCCUGUCUCCCCAUCUGGUGCGCAGUCUGACUCUUCGAGAAACUGGGAGGGGGCGGAGAAUCGUGCCGGGGUGGGCGGUGGCGGCAAGAGCCUCAGGCCACACCCAGGCCGCCGCCCAGCACCAGGGAAUUUGCCAGACGCUUUCGUGCCCCAGGGCAGCCCCGGCGGCCAGGGUCGCCCCGCGGGGGUGGCUGGGGCAGGGAUUCUGGACACCCUGAUGUCUGUGGAGGAGCAUGGCGUGGCAGGGGGCAGCCACGGACAGGGAGGCGUCUUCAUGCCGGGCGGUGACGGGCGCAACACUGCAGGCAGCAACAGAGCAUUUAAUGGCGCUGGCAACACUGCUAGCAACAACAGAGCAUUUGACGGCGCUGGCAGCACUGUAGGCAACAACAGAGCAUUUAACGGCGCUGGCAACACUGCAGACAACAACAGAGCAUUUAACGGCGCUGGCAACACUGCAGGCAACAACAGAGCAUUUGACGGCGCUGGCAACACUGCAGGCAACAACAGAGCAUUUAACGGCGCUGGCAAUACUGCAGGUAACAACAGGGCAUUUAACGGCGCUGGCAACACUGCAGGCAACAACAUAGCAUUUAACGGCGCUGGCAACACUGCAGGCAACAACAGAGCAUUUAACGGCGCUGGCAACACUGCAGGCAACAACAGAGCAUUUAACGGCGCUGGCAACACUGCAGGCAACAACAGAGCAUUUAACGGCGCUGGCAACACUGCUGGCAACACCAGAGCAUUUAAUAUUGCUGGCAACAACGGAGUAUUUAACACCGCUGGCAACACUGCUGGCAACAACGGAGCAUUUAGCGGAGCUAGAAGCACUGCUGCCAGCAAUAAUGUAGCAUUUAACGCUGCUGGCAACACUGGUACUGGCAGCAGCAGCUCAUUCAGCACCGCAGGUGUCACUGGUGCUGGCAGCAACGGAAGAUUCAACGGCGCUGCCAACACUCCUGAGAACAACGCAGCACAGAACGCAGCCAGCAUCGUAGGAGGGGGCGGCGACAGAGCAUUUAACAGUGUUGGUAACGCAGGCACGGGCAGAAACGGGGCAUUUAGAGUUGCUGCUAAUAAUGAUGAUGGUGCCAACAGGGUAUUCAGUGGUGUUGGUAACUCUGGUAGCGGUGCCAAUGGAGCAUUUAAUGGUGCUGGCAACACUGGAGGUGGAUCAUUGAAUGGUGCUGGCAACACUGGAGGUGGAUCAUUGAAUGGUGCUGGCAACACUGGAGGUGGAUCAUUGAAUGGUGCUGGCAACACUGGAGGUGGAUCAUUGAAUGGUGCUGGCAACACUGGAGGUGGAUCAUUGAAUGGUGCUGGCAACACUGGAGGUGGAUCAUUGAAUGGUGCUGGCAACACUGGAGGUGGAUCACUUAAUGGUGCUGGCAACACUGGAGGUAGAUCACUGAAUGGUGCUGGCAACACUGGAGGUAGAUCACUGAAUGGUGCUGGCAACACUGGAGGUAGAUCACUUAAUGGUGCUGGCAACACUGGAGGUAGAUCACUGAAUGGUGCUGGCAACACUGGAGGUAGAUCACUUAAUGGUGCUGGCAACACUGGAGGUAGAUCACUGAUUGGUGCUGGCAACACUGGAGGUAGAUCACUUAAUGGUGCUGGCAACACUGGAGGUGGAUCACUUAAUGGUGCUGGCAACACUGGUGUCCGCGGCAACACUGGCGGCGUGAUUAAUAUCGGCACAGUUGCUGAAAGCACUAGUCCUGCCGGCACUGGUGCUGGCAGUACUGGGUUGGAAGCCACUGGUGUUGGCACUGCCGGUGUGGGAGCCACAGGUCUUGGUAACGUUGAUGUGGGAGCUACUGGAAGUAGAGCUAGAGGUGUUGGUAGCACUGGUGUAAGAGGAACUGGAGCUGGAGUCACUGGUGCUGAUAACAUUGGUGUAGGAGCUACUGGUAGUAGAGCUAGUGGUGCUGGUAUUACUGGUGUGAGAGGCACAGGUGUUGGAAAUACAGGCGUUGGUAACACUGGCAUAGGUGCUACCGGUAACGGGGGUGUCUCACGCAGUGGUGUUGCUACCGAUCGUAACGGUGACGGAACCCUUACUGGGGUUACUGGCAACACUGGGAUGGGCAGCACCGGUACACUUGGUGGUGGUGUCAACGGAAACAGAGCAGUCAACACUGGUGGUAAUGCUGCGACCACUCCUCUUGGUGGUAUUGUUAACAAUGGCAAUGCAAGAUUCAACAAUGGUGUUGUCAACGCUGGUGCUGGCAGUGGUGGUUCCCGCAGUAACGGGAGGCGCCCUGCCGGCACCUUGCUACCUGUCACUACCUCCACAGUCAACACCGGUAGUAGCAACGCCUUUGCAAGUGGUGGUGUUCCCCUCCCCGGCCUAGGACCUCAUGGAAAUAGUGUGCCUAAUACCGGUAUUGGUAACGGUGGUAGUACUGGCAAUACUAGGAACAGACCAAACGCUGGUGUUGGUAGUACUGGUUUGGGUAUUGGCACAGGCAGUGCUGGUGUUAGUCAUGAUAGUGCUGGUACAGGUGUUGACAAUACUGGUUUUGGCACUGGUGUUCGCAACGCCGGGGCAGGUAUUGGUUUAGGUGGUGCUGGUGCUGGAACUGAUGUUGCUAAUUCUGGUUUUGGUGCUGCUGUUGGCAGUGCUGGUAAUACCGGUGUUGGCGGUGUUGGAGCUGAUAUGGGCACUGGUGUUGGCAAAGUUAGUGCUGGUGUUGGUAAUGCUGGGAACAGAUUUGCUGUCAGAGUUAAUAAUGAUGACACUAGGACUGGUGUUAGCAAUACUGGUGGCAGUGCUGUUCUAGGCAAUGCUGGUGCCAGUAAUUGGGUCACUAAUAAUGGUGCUGGAAAUACUGCCGGCGCUGAUACUAGUGAUGCUAGUGUUGGCACUAAAGUUGUGAACGCUGGUGUUGGCGGUAGAGCUAGUAAUGUUCGUACAGGUAUAAGUGUUGGCAGUACUGGAGCUGGUGAGGAUACAGGAAGACAGGAUAACGCCGCGAGUAUUAUCGGCGCUGGCAGACCUGGCCUCGGGCUUAGUGGCGGGGCCGCGGUGGAUGUUAGCGGUGACAGGGUCACUGAUGGCGGCGGCGGAGUACGGCGGCCAGGGGGGCGGCAAAGCACUCGAGGGCGAGGAGUCUUACGGGACUUGGGUAAUGGAAACAGAAACAUAGGGCGGGGGAGUGCAGAACCCUCUAACUCCGCCCCCACCCCAGGAUCUGAAGGAAGGGGCGGCCCCAGCGCCCCUGCCCAGCCCGCUCCGAGCAAUACCCUAGGAGGCGGCGAAGCAGAGGCCAAGGCGGGACAGGGGCAGGGCAGCGUGGCGUCGCGGCGUACCGUGGCGGGACCGGGAUUCACUGUGCAGCGGGGACAGGUGGUUGCCAUGGCCACCAUCACGCCGGACAGCCCCGACCCGACGCUGUUGCGCCCCGACCAUGACGUCAUCGUUCACAUCUCCCCAAGCACGCAGGGUCCCGCCGUGACGCUGCUGGCCAACCCCGACAAGACAGGCGACACAACCAUUGAAGCUACGGGAGGGGGAAGUGCUGGGACGGCGAGCACGGGUGCGGUGGGAGAGGGAAACAGGGCCGCUUCUUUGGGAGGGAGGGUUUCGGUGAGGAUAGAAGGGCCGAGCCGAAGGAAGUUGACCCGGGAGCGUGUAAGCAUGGUGCCGGGAUCUGGGCGAGGCAACUCGGCGCGGGCGGGCGUGGUGUUGCGGCGGUGGGAGCACAUGGAUGAUGCGGGCACGCUGAGCCGCGGCCUCGUGCGGCAGGACGGCUCUUUCUCCUUCACCAACUGUCGACCCUCGGAGAUAUGCCGGGCCACGCAGGGCUGACGAGGCGGGGUCGGGCAGAGGUGACAGGCACACCUACGCAGGUAUUUAUUGGUGUGUGACGUCUCCCACCCAGCCAUCAUCAUCCCUCCCUAUACCUUUCCCUCAUUUUUUCCUCAACUUCACACGCCAUCAUCCUAAACAUGACCAAAACAAGUGCAUUUACACUAUUAUAGUGUGUGUGUGUGUGUGUGUGUGUGUGUGUGUGUGUGUGUGUGUGUGUGCUAAAUUUACAGCUAAUUAAAAUGGCAAAAACACUCAUAAAUGCAUCCUGUAUAUAAUCAACCGAUAUUAUUACAUGUAUGUUCAUAAAUAUGUUGUCACGUUGGGAGCUAUACAGAUAUACACAUACAUGUGUGUGCACAUAUAUAUGUCGGUAUGAAAGUAUAUCAGUACUAUGUGUUUGUAUGUAUGCGUGUGAGCUUUCCGCGCUCCUCCGUGAUAUGUAUCGUGUUUAAGUUACUAUUUAGUCCAUAUACGCUAGUCCUCUGUUUAUCAAUGUAGGUUAUGAAGUGACGGAAACAAAGAAAACUGUGAUGUGAUGUGACCUGUAAGCUGCGGCGUCGUGCUGCACCGGCCCGUGGAACACAACACUUGUGGGAACAGGUUUAUACAUGGAGACAACGACCAUGGCGUCCUCCUUCCACUUUCCUUUCUAACUAAGUAUAUAAGCCUCAAAGCAAAGGAAGAAAGACCAAAAGAGAAAAUUAAAGGAAAGGAAAAGUGAAGGUAAAAUAUAAAACAGACAGGAAAGAAGGAAGGAAAACUAGAAGACGAUGGAAACGAUAAAAGCAAAAAUAAGAUGAAGAAAAUGCAAUAAGAAGUAAAAAGAAGAAAAGUGAGUGGGAAGGAAGAUUUACUGAAAAGAAAAAAAGAACAGUGAACAACUACCGACUCCUUCCCUUAGAAACAGGCAAGGGGAGAGUUUUUUUUUCUCUUUUCACUCCCUCAUGUCAUCCAUUUAUCCAGUCUGUCGAUACUGGCAUGAGUGAGUGUUUGUUUGUUUGUUUGUUUACGUGUGUGUGUGUGUGUGUGUGUGUGUGUGUGUGUGUGUGUGUGUGUGUGUGUAUUAUCCUGCCUUAUGCUGUUCCCUAUAAAGACAAGUGUUUGAGCAUUUGUAAAAUCAUGAAUAAAAUGAAAACCUGA